Messenger RNA from Phacochoerus africanus (Common warthog), 1315 nucleotides. RefSeq names its product TP53 target 5 (gene TP53TG5). The record is from RefSeq and is a predicted model, not a curated record. The transcript has 5 exons. The coding region runs from base 1 to 891 and encodes 296 amino acids. Lineage: Eukaryota; Metazoa; Chordata; Mammalia; Artiodactyla; Suidae.
AUGAGUCCAUCCGCAAAGAAGAGGCCCAAGAAUAGAGUGGCUUCCAAGACGCAAGAUGAGGAACCACAGGACAAGACACAGCAGCCUGUCAGCAAAGUAAUUGAGCGGAACCGACUGAAAAUGGUGUUAAAAAACCUGUCGCUCUUGAAGCUGUUCAAGAGCUCAAACCCUCGGAUUCAAGAACUGCAUAACCUGGCCAAGAGGUAUUGGAAUUCACUGCUCAGAGUUCCGAGGAUCCUCGGGAUCUCCUCCGGUGGGCACCCAACCAGACAGAGGUGGCCAGUAUUAUCCCAGGCUCCCCUGAGCUGGCUGCAGAGCAACCUUCUCGGGCUGGCUGGAGGACCAGGGCCUCGGCCUGCUCUGCUGACUGCUGUUCCUCUCCCUGCCAGGAAUGAUGACGUCCAGGAGAAAGGGGAACAAAAGAACAAAGAGCUCCAGGAGGCUGGGGGCCCCAGCCAGAAACUGGACUCCAAGAACUUAGGGCCCAUAGUGGAGUCUAAGUUGUGGAAGCCCAAGGUGGCAUCGGGGAAGAGGCACAUGGCACAGGAAGCAGUGCCACAGAAAGAGCAGCGGAUGGAGCCUGAGGUCCCGAUGACAUCGAAGGGUCAUGGCCUGACCACUGGCCCUGGAGCCUGGGGGAGGCAACCGCCCACUGGGGACCACGGAGUUGUCCUCCUGAAGACCCAGCAGAAGAGAGCUCCUGCAAAGGACAUGGAGCAGCUAGAAGCAGCUCACCAGUGGAGAUGGUUUGAGGGGCUGCCCACCCGAGUCCACCUCCCAGGGCCCCGGGUGAUGUGCAGGUCCUCCGCCCUGCGCUGGGUCAAGCGCUGCUGCACCCGCUUCUGCUCAGCAUCACUUGAGUUGCCUAUGGUCCAUCCAUACAAGGUGUGACAAUGGUGAGACGUAGGCCCCGGGCCCAGCCCUGAGCUGGGCCCCGGAGUUAAAAGGCUCAGGAUCAAGAGUCUUGGGGCUGUGGCUGGCAGCGCUGGGAGGCUUUACCUCCGUGCCAGAGAGGGAAGCCCAGAGAGGCAGAAGCCAUUGACUGAGGCCACACAGCAGGGCAGUGGCUAGGCUGGGGCCUCUCAGAACUCAAGUAGGGGCUCUGGGAAAGGAGGGCACUGGGAGUGUGGUUCUGAGGCGGGUCAUCUCAUUGCCUGAGGCCUCAGGAGGGGCCACAACUGCGACAGCCAGACAGCUGAGGGCCUCAGACUUAGAAGUCUCAGUAAGCAAAUUUAGGGAUUUCCAAAUGUGAGGGGAAGGGGAGGCCAAGUGGUCAAGUAAGGCUCUGCUGCAUCCCAUCUCCCCUUAGAUCAAA